AUGCCGGAGGCUUGUUUUUUGUGCCUAGACUCGAGUGAAUAUAUGCGUAAUGGGGAUCAGUUUCCCAAUCGCCUCAUGGCAGAGCAGGAGGCCGCAAAUCUUUUGGUCAAUGCAAAGAUUCAAAUGAACGCAGAAAAUGUGGUCGGAUUUUUGACUACUGGUGGAUCGGCAUGUACUGUAUUCGAGACACUAACUUUAGAUGUCGAUCGCGUCAUGGCGAGUCUUUCUAAAAUCACUAUCAGUGGCCCCAAGUGUCACUUUGCCAAGGGGUUACUUAUCGCCUCGCUAGCUCUUACUCACCGCACAAACCCUCGUGCAGAAAAGCGUAUUGUUGCUUUUGUUGGGUCUCCUAUGCAAGAGACCCCAAAGGAUCUAGAGGCACUCGCCAGGAAGCUACGCAAAGAGGACGUGGCCGUCGACGUUGUUGUCUUCGGCGUGGAGGAGAACGUGCCAUUGCUGGAGUCAUUUGUCGAGAAAGUCAACCGCAAUGGGAAUUCUCGACUUCUCAGUGUCUCGAAGGACGCCAAUCUAACAGAUGUUCUCAUGAGCAGUCCCAUCCUCCUUGGAGGGGAGGAUUUGAAUCCCGGGAGCAGUGGCGGUGCGAGCGUAGGGUUUGGUGUAGAUCCGAACGUGGAUCCUGAGCUUGCCAUGGCCCUGCGCCUCUCCCUGGAAGAGGAGCAGCAGCGACAGGCUGUGGCGGCCGCGGUGGCAUCCGAGAGAGCCAGGGACGAGGAGGCUACCACCGUGAGCUCGCCACCGGCGAACGCAACCCAACCCGCUACGGCAGAUGCGGAACUGGACUUUGCUAACAUGUCCGAGGAGGAGAUGCUGCAACGGGCGCUGGCCUUGUCUUUGGAAGAUGCGGGCCCAGGACAAGCACAGGAUCAGUUGGCGACAUCGAGUGGUUCUACCAAAGAGAAUGAAGAGGGAGGCACUGAACCCACAAAGGAGGUGCGCGAAGGGUCGGAGAAGGGGGAUGAAAAAAAGAACCAGAACUAG
Molecule: messenger RNA, 999 nt
Organism: Phytomonas sp. EM1
Lineage: Eukaryota; Euglenozoa; Kinetoplastea; Trypanosomatida; Trypanosomatidae
Source: the annotation of a GenBank genome assembly